GGAGGGUGUUGUGGUCAAGGACUUCUCUUCAGUCAGUAGUGGAGGAUUUGCGGUGGAGAACGUUUGGAUGCAAAUAAAUAAGAACAGCAAUAAAAGAAGCAGAGAGGACUGAUCGGAGCAACGAUGCGAUUGGUCAACGUGGCGGGGUCGCGGCUCCGCAGGGCGGCCGAGGAAGAGGAGAGGGAGGAGCGGCCAGCACCUCCACCACCGUCACACCACUCCAACCACCAGUUUGCCAGCAUGAAGAACAAGUUCUUCAAUGAGCUCACACACCUGCCAAAUCAUAAACUCAAGAUGCCCAUGUGGGCCGUGGGUGCCAUCGUGGUCGUGGUUCUUGCCCUCAUCGCCUGCCUGGGAUUCUGCAUCUACAAGAAGUGCAUCAACAAAACCAAAAAGCCCAAGAAGGUCCGCGAGAGGAAAGGAGGACGAGGACGCCGGAAGAAGGACAAGGAAGGAGAAGACGGAGAGGAGAAGAAGGAAGGAGAGGAAGGAAAGGAAGAGGAGGAGAAGGAGUUCUUUGGUAAACUGGAGUACACACUGGACUAUAACUUUACUGAUAACCAGCUGAUAGUUGGCAUCCUCCAGGCUCAGGACCUCCCAGCUAUGGACCUAGGCGGAACCUCAGACCCCUAUGUCAAAGUCUAUAUGCUACCAGACAAGAAGAAGAAGUUUGAGACCAAAGUCCAGCGCAAGAACCUCUGCCCUGUCUUCAAUGAGACUUUCACCUUUAAGAUACCCUAUAGUGAGUUGGGUGGUCAGACUCUGGUGCUCCAAGUUUUUGACUUUGACCGUUUUGGCAAACACGACGUCAUCGGCGAAAUCAAGAUCCCCAUGAACAGUAUAGACCUCGGACAGCCGAUACAUGAAUGGAAGGAUCUGGUCGGAGGAGAAAAAGAGGAGCAAGAAAAAUUGGGUGAUAUCUGUAUUUCCCUUCGAUACGUCCCCACGGCCGGUAAACUAACGGUUAACAUCAUGGAAGCCAAGAAUCUGAAGAAGAUGGAUGUCGGAGGACUGUCAGAUCCCUUUGUUAAGGUGGUGCUGCAGCACAACGGCAAGCGACUCAAGAAGAAGAAGACAUCCGUCAAGCAAAACACUCUGAAUCCUUACUUCAAUGAGAGCUUUAGCUUCGAGAUCCCCUUCUCUCAGAUCCAGAAAAUCCAGGUGCUGAUCACCGUCUACGACUACGACAAGCUGGGCAGCAAUGACCCCAUCGGCAAGUGCUGGAUCGGCUACGGUGCCUCGGGCGUCGGGCUGCGACAUUGGUCAGACAUGUUGGCCAAUCCCAGACGUCCUGUGGCCCAGUGGCACACGCUGCUGCCGGAAGAGGAGGUAGACGCUGCUCUGAAGGCCCCCAUCCGUUAAACACAUAAACAUACCCAUCAUCUGCGUAGAAGGGUUAUCCUUUCAUUCAACCAACAACUGUAGUACUUGUAAUACUUUAUAACAUGCAUCAUUAUUCAUACAGUACCGAUGAAGGCAUAUAUUUAUGCAGUGGCUUAUUUCAUCUGCAAAUUUACACUAAAUGACUCACCAAAUAACUGACAACCAAAGUAAAAAUCAAAGAGGUACUUCAGCAAUUUUGUCUUUGGGAGUCUCACAAGAAGACAUUGUCGGGUUUUUUUUGUCUCAGAUGUUGGAAAGAUAUCCUGCAAGCUAGAAGCUUUAUGACAUGCUACCUAAACUUGAAAGUAAAUCUUGCACAGCGUCCCUUUUAUUGACUCGACCACCUUUACAUUACUGACCUCCACUUGUGUGAGCAACAUCUUGGUUGUUAAAAAGAUUUAAAGAUCUUUUUUUGAAGCAUCAGUAUUCUGAUGUAUUGAUAUAUAAUUUUGAUACUGUGGUAUGAUUAGAAAAAAAUAUAAUCAGUAGAAUCUGUUUCACUCUCUUUGCUUUGUUAGUAUGUAAGAAACCUUGUUGCUUCCAACCCUUCUCUGGACUGUUUUACUGUGAGCCAUAGACUGCCUAUAGAAGGUGGAAAAAAAUCACCCAUUGGUUUAUUAACUACCGUUCUGAAGCCUCGCAAGGGGUGGAUCUUACUGGGAAUUUACAGACAUUACACACACCGAUGUGGCAGCAACUUGUCGGUCAAAAGGUAGCCCUGCUUUAAAACAUACCCUGCUUUAUUGCCUAUUUUAUUAAAAAUGCGAACAUAAAUUACAAAAUGAGCAUCAUGCUGUAUUGAAGGAGACUUGAAACUAGAAAUUGAGACCAAAAACUCCUUUGUAAAAUGUUUACUGAGGUUAUAAAUCAAGUGAGAAGUAACAUCAUUUUCUCAGAGGUUUCUUGACGGUCAGACUUCUUUUUGAAGUCAGAGUCGCCCCCUGCUGGCUGUUAAAAGAAUGCAGGUUUAAGGCACAUUCACUUGGGCUUCUCUUUUCUGAUACAGAGAAAAAGCCCAUCGUUUAUAUACACUCUAUGCUGAAAGCUGGAUUUUUAUUCUGUCAUUCAGACCACUGUAAUCAGCAACAAGAAUGUUGUUUAACUGAGCUAGCAAGCUAAUCUCUGAGCAUACUAAUCGGUUAUUAUAUUUACUACCACUGGUUCUGCAAACUGUUUCUGUUUAAUGAGAUUGUAUUUAAAAGCAUUCUAUAAUCAGCACAUUUCAGUAGAUAUCUGAAAUGUUGUUUGCUGUCUAACAGUUGAAAUGGCCUUGAGCUUAUUUGAUUUUUCUGUGCACAUCUAUAGACUCAAUAUCUCUGUUUCUGUAGUGAAAAAUGCUGAUAAGUGCAACAGAAUCUGAGGGGAAAAUGUGUGGUAGAAGUGUAGAAAUUUUAAAGAAUUAAACUAAUCUCAAGGGGCACUUACAUGGACUUCAAAAUCUGAUGACACUUGAGUGGAUUAAUGUGUUACGGUACAAGUAGAUGAUCUAACAAGGCUACCAAAAACCAGCUUAUGAAGCCUGAUGCCUUCCGUUGUCUCUUUAGAGGGUGUCCCUAAUAUUUUGACUCAAAAGUCUUUUUUUGUUUGAGUAAUACUGAAAUACAGUUGCUGAGCUUAAGUGUGUAUCUUCUCUAGUUCCUCAUGUCUUCCUCUUGUUUACCUCGAUAACUCUCACCUCCCAAACAACUGAAACUCCAUUUCUCCAGUGAAAUUUAUGUUGUGUAGUUGCAUGUUUUUAUUAUUUCUGUCUCUUUGUGUCUGCUUCCAUGUUUGGAUGAGAGAACGUCCUGCUCGGGAUGUGUGUGCUGAGUGUGCGUAUUGAUGCGUGUGCGUGUGUGUGUGUGUGUUGUGUAUUGUGACAAAUGGAUUUGUGAUUUCACUCUUAAUGCAUAUUAUGUGGUUGUAAAUAAAUAGCAGAAUAAAUAAAGCAUUUCCAAACAACAA
This is a messenger RNA of Acanthochromis polyacanthus (spiny chromis), 3327 nucleotides long. It is a transcript of the gene syt5a, whose product is annotated as synaptotagmin Va. Gene Ontology annotation, biological process: synaptic vesicle endocytosis; regulation of dopamine secretion; cellular response to calcium ion. NCBI's taxonomy places the organism in Eukaryota, Metazoa, Chordata, Actinopteri, Pomacentridae. Gene Ontology annotation, cellular component: synaptic vesicle membrane; dense core granule; axon. The record is from RefSeq and is a predicted model, not a curated record. Gene Ontology annotation, molecular function: syntaxin binding; calcium ion binding; clathrin binding. The transcript has 10 exons. Bases 124 to 1362 code for a protein of 412 amino acids.